Messenger RNA from Otolemur garnettii (small-eared galago), 349 nucleotides. It is a transcript of the gene CLMB, whose product is annotated as chromosome unknown C16orf74 homolog. Bases 4 to 198 code for a protein of 64 amino acids. Lineage: Eukaryota; Metazoa; Chordata; Mammalia; Primates; Galagidae. The record is from RefSeq and is a predicted model, not a curated record. The transcript has 2 exons.
AAAAUGUGUGUCAGCAGCAGCAGCGGCAGCCACGAUGAGGCCCCUGUCCUGAGCGACAAGCACCUGGACGUGCCCGACAUCAUCAUCACCCCUCCAACCCCCACAGGCAUGAUGCUGCCCAGAGACUCCAGGAGGACAGUCUGGCUGGAUGAGACAGGGUCAUGCCCAGAUGACGGAGAAAUCGACCCUGAAGCCUGAGAGGAGUCCCAGAGCGGGGAUCUGUAAGCAGCUCCUGCUCCAGUGCCCCUUGCCCAGGUGUCCGGGGACCUGGCUGCCUGUGGCAGGUGUGCUCAGUUCCCUGGAUGGAAACUCGGUGAAUCUGGCCUGUACCACAACAGGAGUGAGGACC